Aspergillus ibericus CBS 121593 is the source of this 1074-nucleotide messenger RNA. Its product is annotated as 60S ribosomal protein uL11. Gene Ontology annotation, cellular component: cytosolic large ribosomal subunit; ribosome. The transcript is spliced from 5 exons. Gene Ontology annotation, molecular function: large ribosomal subunit rRNA binding; structural constituent of ribosome. Lineage: Eukaryota; Fungi; Ascomycota; Eurotiomycetes; Eurotiales; Aspergillaceae. Gene Ontology annotation, biological process: translation. The coding region runs from base 81 to 578 and encodes 165 amino acids. The record is from RefSeq and is a predicted model, not a curated record.
GUGACAGCGUUUUCCUUUCUUUCCUCGUACUAUCCACCCCGACAACUUCCAAGGACGAUUGACGACCUUUCGCACUCGCCAUGCCUCCCAAGUUCGACCCCAAUGAGGUGAAGAUCAUCCACCUGAGAGUGACUGGUGGUGAGGUCGGUGCCCAGUCCGCUCUGGCCCCCAAGAUUGGUCCUCUCGGUCUGUCCCCCAAGAAGAUCGGUGAAGAUAUUGCCAAGAACACUGGUGACUGGAAAGGUCUCCGUGUGACUGUUCGUCUCACCAUCCAGAACCGUCAGGCCGCCGUCUCCGUUGUGCCCUCCGCCUCUUCCCUGGUCAUCAAGGCCCUCAAGGAGCCUCCCCGUGACCGCAAGAAGGAGAAGAACAUCAAGCACAACAAGUCCGUUGCUUUCGACGAGAUCGUUGAGAUCGCUCGCCAGAUGCGCCACCGCUCUCUCGCCAAGGAGCUCAAGGGUACCGUCCUUGAGAUCCUCGGUACCGCUUUCUCCGUCGGUUGCCAGGUCGAUGGCCGCAGCCCCAAGGACGUCUCCGACGACAUCAAGGCCGGCGAGAUUGAUGUCCCCUCCGAGUAAAUGGUGAUCAGGAUACCCGGCGGUCGUGAAUAAAUACCGACAUGCUAGUUACCAAAAUAUCAUCAUUGUUCUCUCGAACCAACCCUGUUACGAGUCAUGACUUUUAGGAUUCCCACUUGUGUUCAUUGAAAUGAUAAGUGUUUUCACUCAACUCUCCUUGUUGAGAUUGCCCUCCUCCCUUCCGUCUCACAUGGUCUACUUGCUGCCCUAUGCAAGCUGGAUGGUGUCGAGUUCCCAACUCAGAUGACCUUUGCAACACUCUGGCCCUUACCGUCGUUUCCCGCCUUCGGGCCUGGAUUCGAAUAUCAUACCACGUGGUAUAGGCUUAUUUUAAGCAAAGAAGAGCAAACCGACCCGCUACUCACCGCGGUAUUCUUGGAGGGGAGCUUCGUGCUUCUUUCUGUGGAUACCAUGGUCCAUUUAACGGUCAACAUCAUAAAUUCAAACCAGACACGAUAGUCUGCCGUCGUAGAAAUCCAUAUCAAUCCAAUGAAAA